AUGCCUACAGUUCCCGAAGAUGCUUCGUUGGUGAAUCCCCCACCGCCUUCACCACCAUCGCCGGCGCUUUCGACUGGAUCUCAGUCUUCUUCUAUACCUUCGGCGAGCGUUGAUUCACCUCUCAGUCCGUAUUAUCUCCAUUAUACCGAUAAUACAGGACUUGUUCUAGUUACUCAUUUACUCACCGAAGAAAACUACAUCGUGGAAUCGAUCGAUGUUGAUUGCUUUGUUGUCCACAAACUCAGCCAAUUUGUCUCUCGUCUGGGCAAAGAGCAUCUUGCAGCAGUCUAUCAUCUUUUGCGUUAUUUGAAGAAGGUCCCUGGUGGUGGCAUUUUUCUUUUUGCCUCUAAUUCUUUCCAGCUCAAAGCUUUUUCAGAUGCGGAUUGGGGAUCCUGUGUUGACAAUCAAAAGUCUACCAUUGGUUUUUGUGUUUCGUUUGUGCCUCCCGCUCUUCUUUUCUGUGACAAUAAUGCAGCCAUUCAUAUUGCCUCUAACUCAAGUUUUCAUGAGCGCACAAAACACAUUGAUCUCGAUGUCAUUUUGUUCGAGAAAAGCUUCUUGAUGGCUCCAUUCGACUGCUCCCUAUCAGGUCUUCUUUGCAAUUAG
Molecule: messenger RNA, 606 nt
Organism: Momordica charantia (bitter melon)
Lineage: Eukaryota; Viridiplantae; Streptophyta; Magnoliopsida; Cucurbitales; Cucurbitaceae
Source: RefSeq, a predicted model, not a curated record